Molecule: messenger RNA, 369 nt
Organism: Fusarium musae
Lineage: Eukaryota; Fungi; Ascomycota; Sordariomycetes; Hypocreales; Nectriaceae
Exons: 1
Coding region: 1-369 (122 amino acids)
Source: RefSeq, a predicted model, not a curated record
AUGGCCAUCGCACGUCAAACCCUCUCCUCCUUCAGACGCGUCCCGACAGUCGCAUCUGCGCUUCGAUACCAACCUGUGCUGAGCCCAUACAACUCUAUCCGCAUGAACUCAGGCAAAGUCAAGACACCAGUGUCCUCCGAUCCUGACCAUGGCAAGAACAAUCCACCAGUCGCCGAUCACUCCGACGGAGCCAUGGCCUCGCUGAAGGGCGCACCGGGGAAACGCGACGCGAGCUCGUUCGAGGAUAAGAACAUGACAGAGAAGGAGAAGAAAACCAACAGUCAGAAUGCUCAAGAGCAUGAUAGCAGGGAGGGAAGCAAUGGCGAGGCAGGCCAUUUUGAGAAGUCGGGCAGGAAACCCAAGAUGUAG